This is a messenger RNA of Kalmanozyma brasiliensis GHG001, 2181 nucleotides long. RefSeq names its product Nuclear pore localization protein NPL4. The transcript has a single exon. The record is from RefSeq and is a predicted model, not a curated record. Bases 1 to 2181 code for a protein of 726 amino acids. Gene Ontology annotation, molecular function: ubiquitin protein ligase binding; ubiquitin binding. Lineage: Eukaryota; Fungi; Basidiomycota; Ustilaginomycetes; Ustilaginales. Gene Ontology annotation, cellular component: nucleus. Gene Ontology annotation, biological process: ubiquitin-dependent protein catabolic process.
AUGAUCAUUCGAGUACGCUCCAAGGAUGGCAACUUCCGCUUCGAGCUCCAGCCCACCGACGAUGCAUCCCUGCUCAUCGCCAAAGUGCUCGAGACCAUGCCGAGUGCGGACCCAGAGUCGCUCACUUUCUCCAAUCAGCCAAGGGGCGGCGAAUUUGCCGCCAGUGGUCUCAAAGGAAGCACCCUCGGGGAGCUAGGCAUUGCUCAUGGUCACCUUCUGUUUGCUGCGUACAAAGAGAGCGCCUCCGCAGCUUCGAAUGGCGAUGCUGCUGCACCAUCAGCUCCGUCAACGGACGCGUCUUCUGCUCCUUCCACCUCCGCAGCCUCAUCAUCGUCGCAGCUGCCUUCAUCAGCUCAAGCACGACCUAAGAAACCAUGGGAGCUCGCAAAGGAGCACAGUGUCGACACCUACUGGGAGGCACAAGAGGGCAAGAUCACCCGCAAAAAGGACUCGCAAUUCUGCAAGCACGGUCCCAAAGGCAUGUGUGACUACUGCAUGCCUCUCGAGCCCUACGACUCCAAGUAUCAGUCCGAAAACAGCAUCAAGCACCUCUCUUUCCACGCCUACUUGCGCAAGCAGGACAUCGCCACCAACAAGCCCAGCCAGUCCUUCAUUCCGCCACUUGAAGAAGUCAACUACACCGUCAAGAAGCCUUGCCCGUCUGGAAGUCAUCCAAGCUGGCCCGCAGGCAUCUGCACGAAAUGCCAGCCUUCCGCCAUCACACUGCAACGACAGCCUUACCGCAUGGUGGAUCACGUCGAGUUUGCGCAUCCAGAUCUCAUCGAGAACAUUCUCACCUUCUGGCGAAGCACAGCCACGCAGCGUUUUGGCUUUCUGCUUGGACGCUACGAAGCCUAUCCAGACGUGCCUAUGGGCAUCAAAGCCGUCGUAGAGGCCAUUCACGAGCCACCACAGGAGGGAGAGCUGGACGGUCUCACGCUGGGUGUGCCUUGGGAAGAGCAGCCCCGCAUCGAGAAGCUCGCCAAGCUUUGCGGUCUCGAAUUUGUCGGCAUGAUCUAUUCCGACCUCAGCCCUGCCGAUCCUACUCACCAGGAUCCCUCGUUGGCCGGCAAGGUCGUAUGCAAACGACACAAGGACAGCUUCUUCCUCUCUGGCAUCGAGACCGUCUUUGCCGCUCAACUUCAACUCGGCAACCCCAAUUCAUCCCGCUUCAGCGCUUCCGGUCGCUUCAACUCCAAAUUCGUCACCUGCAUCCUGAGCGGCACCGAAGAAGGAGCUAUCGAUGUAUCAGCCUACCAGAUCAGCGAGCAAGGAAUGGGCAUGGUCCAAGCGGAUAUGAUCGAGGCCAGUGUCAACCCCAACAUCAUCCGUGUCAAACCCAGCGAGGGCGAGCGAUACGUCCCCGAGGUCUUCUACCGCUACACAAACGAGUACAAGAUCGACGUUAAGGAGAGCGCCAAGCCCACCUUCCCCGUCGAAUACCUCAUCGUCAAUGCUACCCACGGUUUCCCUAACGCACCCAAUCCGACCUUCCUCAGCUCCAAAUUCCCCGUCGAGAACCGACCAGGUCUGCAUGAUCAGGACCUCACAGUUGCAUUGACCAGCAUCGGCAAGAUUGUUGGGCACAAGGAGUUGUUCCCUGUUGGGGACGGUGUUGAGAGCACCAAGGGCAAGUCGCGGGCCGACGAUGAUCAGGUGCGGGAUAAGCUGGUCGGUGCUCUGAGCGACUGGCACCUGCUCGCUUUCCUCGACACUAGCGGCUUCCUCGAUCAAGACGAUAUGUCCGCCCUCUGCCGUCUGGCCACCACGCACGACUCGGGCGCCGCACUCGAUGCUCUACUCCUCCGCCCUGGAUGGCAGACACUCAUGGCGCUAGCCCGUGAACAUGCGCCUUCAUCCAGUAACGCAAACAAGCCUGCCGAGCCGCCCAAGGACCAGUUCACCUACGAUGGCGGCAUGGACUCAGACGACGACAUCGGCUUCGACGAUGCCAACGAAGACUUUGACGAUGGCGACGAUGACGAUUCCGUCCAGCUUUCCCACGUUCGUCGUGCCUCUGCCAGCAGGAACAAUACCAGCGACACGGACGCUGCCACCGCUGCAGCAAUCGCAGCUGCCUCGGCCGAUGACGGUCCCGCUGGUGUCAAGGUCUGCGCCCACUGCACCUACCACAAUGAGCCUAGUGCCUCCGACUGCGAAAUCUGCGGUUUGCCCCUCUAG